Molecule: messenger RNA, 1823 nt
Organism: Salvia miltiorrhiza (redroot sage)
Lineage: Eukaryota; Viridiplantae; Streptophyta; Magnoliopsida; Lamiales; Lamiaceae
Product: protein CLAVATA 3
Exons: 3
Coding region: 197-469 (90 amino acids)
Molecular function (GO): receptor serine/threonine kinase binding
Source: RefSeq, a predicted model, not a curated record
AGCCUUUGUAGUUCUAGUUGAGAAUUAAUACAGUGUCAUAUCAUAUAAAUAUUUUGCUCAUAUGAAAAAAUGGCUGCUCGAGCAAUCAUUUUUCCGCCCAAAUCUCCCACUAUAAAUUGCUCCUCUCUACUCGUCUCUCUCCUCACUAGCUCUCUACCUGCAAAUUCUCACUGCAAAAAACACUCUCAUCUCAGCCAUGGCGAAAACCAUCUUCAUCUUGCUACUCUUAGCUCUCUUCGUCCAACACUUCGCUGAAUGCAGCAGCAGGGGAGCUAGCUCGGUGGAGAUUCUGCACACACAGUUAUUCAUGGAGAUGAAGAAGAAGAUGGCCUUGAAGAAACUGGUCUCGGACCACAGCAGCUCCGGCGACAAUGAGCUGCCGGAGGAUUGGCAGCUCAGGCGGGUCCCAGCGGGACCCGACCCGUUGCACCACAACGGUCAGGACCCGAAGAAGCCCCGAACUCCAUGAUCAAGUUUUACUUCCCACUGCCAUUUCUAAAGGAAACACAAAAAUAGAAAAGAUGUGUGUAGGUUUAAUGACCAUCUUAGGUGGUCUGUUUUUUUUUGGGUUAUCUAAAUCAGAAAUAUGUAAUAUGCAAUAUGCAAUAUGCAAGCAAUGCAGGAAGCAGAUUAUGUAAUAUCACUACUACUUAAUUUUUGCAAAAACCAACUUCUGUUUUAAUGAAAAUCAAAUUGGCAUGAACUCACAUUCAUGAUUCAUCCUAUCUAAUUAGACAAAUGCUGCAGCACCGGGUAGAUGUUUUUGGGUUAUCUAAAUCAGAAAUAGUAUGUAAUAUGCAAGCAAGGCAGCCACAUUAUGUAAAAUUACUACUACUACUUUGUGCAAACCAAUCUAUGUUUAUAUAUAACUGAAUUUCUGUUUUAAUGAAAAUCUUCCAAGAAGUCAAAUUGGCAAGAACUCACAUUCAUCCGAAUCUCAUUUGACAAAUGCUGCAGCAUCGCAAAGAUAUUCUCUGCAUCCGCAUGUGACCUAUCCGCAGCCACGAACUCGUGAAUGGUGCAAUCAAUCUCGAUCAAACUGACCCCGGGCUGCUUCUGCAGCCCACGAUCCUUCAUCUUCCUCCUCACCUUGCCCGCCCCGCCCCAGCUCCCUGUGGAAGCAUAGAUGUUCGCCAGCAGCACGUAGUUGAAGUGUCCGUUCGGAUCCAUGUCGUGGAUACGAUCCAUCACAGUCUCAGCCAAACCAAUCUCACCAAAAGUCCUGCACGCCGCAAGCAGAGAGCCGAACACAACCUCGUUUGGCUUCAUCGGCAUCCUCUCCACCACCCGCAUAGCCUCUCUCAGCCUCCCGGCCCGACUGUAGAGAUCCACAACACAUCCGUAGUGCUCGAUUCUUGGAGUAAUUUUGUGAGCUCGUGCCAUAUUUUCAAAGAGCUUUAGCCCCUCCUCGACUAGGCCGGCGUGGCUGCAGGCGGUGAGUGCUCCGGUGAAGCUCACGCCAUCGGGUUUAAGCCCUGAUUUCUGCAUCAGAUGGAAGUAUUGCAGAGCUUCCUCUGCAUAUGCAUUACACGCUAAGCCUACAAUUAUCGAGUUCCACGAAACUAAGCUUCGUUCAGGCAUUUUGUCGAACACUUGACGCGCGAAUUCAACGCAUCCGCACCUACAAUACAUAUCGAUCAAUGAAUUGUUAACCCUAAUGUUAUCCUUAAAUUGUUUGAUCCGAAAUAAAUCGAUGCAGCCAAAGCCCCAAUCCGAGCGUUCCUAUAUUAGCAACGGCAGAGAGCACCGAAACAAUAGUCACGAAGUCAGGAUCUGUUCCUGCCAAUUGCAUCUCCUGAAACCACCCUAAGGCCUCCUCGAAC